UUAAACGGCUUCGCCAGGAUUCUUAGUGUUCUCGCUGUGCUAGACACCUGACAUUUAAAUUGCAACUCGUUUCGGACAAAAUAAGAAAUUUCGACGUGAAGGGCGAUGCAAUGAACUCUACCAGAAGAACUAUGACGAGCUGUGAAAUAAUUUGGAGAGCCCAGAUGUUGCGUGAAGUUGUGUGCGCGCCACUCAUAUACGCCUAUAGAGCCUGAGAACGCGCAUUCUUAUGUCAUGGGCUCCAUUUAUUAUGUGGAUGCAUGCAAAGUUAUCUGGAAUGAACUAGACAUAUGGAUCAUGUAGCAGUCGCUUGAAAGAGGAAUUACGCGUCUGUUGUCUUCGGCACCUGGAAUACCUGCGUGAGGUUACCCAUGUUCACAUAGGACGUUUUUUAAUUGUUGUUUUUAAAUUUAAUUGUUAUUAUUAUAGCUUUUUUGCUUCUAAGAUGGAGAAAGGAAAAUAUGCUUUAUGUAAUCGUGUGUGAAACUCACAGCCGUCUGGGUAGAUCGUCUGAGAAGGGGAUGAGAUUUCAGUCCUAAUUCACAGGAUCCUCUGGAUUUUUCGCAAAGAAUUGGAAUGAUAUCUGGCUAAUUUUUAGCAGACAAUCCAGUCUUGUUUAUUUAUUAUUCCCAGUAAUUGCGUUACCGUCGAACAGCUCGUUUAACUGAAUACUCGAGAUGGCUGCGAUCGCCAGUUCUCUGAUCCGACAAAAACGGCAGGCGCGGGAAUCCAACAGCGAUCGGGUAUCUGCCUCCAAACGCCGCCCCAGUCCCAGCAAAGACCCCCGCUCUCUCUGCGAGCGACAUUUCCUGGGGGUCUUCAGUAAAGUCCGCUUCUGCAGCGGCAAGAAAAGACCUGUUCGCCGGCGACCAGAUGCACCCUCGAAACCUCCACAGGUGUCCCGUAAGGGCGUCAGGCUAGACCCGCAGCUGAAAGGCAUUGUGACACGACUGUUCAGCCAGCAGGGUUUUUACCUGCAGAUGCAGCCAGAUGGAACCAUCGAUGGCAUCAAGGAUGAGAACAGCGACUACACUCUUUUCAAUCUCAUCCCUGUCGGCUUAAGGGUGGUGGCCAUUCAGGGAGUUAAAGCAGGUUUCUACAUCGGCAUGAAUGCAGAGGGCUUCCUCUACAGCUCACUCCAGUCCUUCUGGCUCCCUUGGAUCCAAUUGAGAAUUGAUUGGGGGAGGGAAAUUUCAUAUUCAUUGGAUCAUCAAAUCCCAAAACACCCUCUCUUGGAAUUUCCCAAAUAA
Messenger RNA from Sinocyclocheilus grahami, 1250 nucleotides. Its product is annotated as fibroblast growth factor 12-like. Lineage: Eukaryota; Metazoa; Chordata; Actinopteri; Cypriniformes; Cyprinidae. Bases 678 to 1250 code for a protein of 190 amino acids. Gene Ontology annotation, molecular function: growth factor activity. The transcript is spliced from 5 exons. The record is from RefSeq and is a predicted model, not a curated record.